AUGACUCAAUUAGCCAAUGGUUAUCUUAACAUCCCGCUAUCCAUGACUAAACAAGAACAAAUGUUGAUAAGAGAGAUAAACAAGAAUGUCAAUUUGUCAAACGAAAAAAAAGUUGAAUUCUUGCAGCAAAGUGAGUUUUUAUUUGAUAUUUGUUCUUGCAAAUGUAAGAUAUUAGGCCAGUGCAGUUGUGUUAGAGAAGUCAAAAUUCCCAAAGAAGAGCAUGAGUUUUUAAUUGAUCAAAGAGGUGAAAGAAAAAUGAGAAUCGGUGGCAUUGAUCGCAAUCGGACUAAAAAUUUACAAAAAAAGUUAGCUCGAAAAUCUGCAUCGACAAAUAAGUGCCAGAGAAGUGAUACUAAUAACACCCAAUAUAAAAUGCCAGAAAAGAUAUUAAUUUCAUCAAUAAAUAGUGAUUCAGAUACAAAUAUUUUAUUUGCCGAAAAGAAAAGCCUUUCUACCUCAGAAACUAUGGAAAAUAAAAAGUACAUCAAAGGUUUACCGUUGUUGUCGCAAGUAUGUGACCGUUAUGGAGUGUCUGAAAGAGCUGGUGCUGCAAUUGCUUCAGCAGUUUUACACGAACUUUUGUCGGAUGUCGUGAUUGAUAAAUCGAAGCUGCGAAGAGAGAGAAAGAAAACACGUGAAGUUUUUAUGCAAAAUGAAAUUCACCUGAAUUUACCUGCUUUAAAUUUUGAUGAACGGAAAGAUAAAACACUGAGGAUAGUCACAAACGGAAUCAAAAAGUACAGGCAAGUAGUUAUUGAAGAACACGUAUCUAUCAUUAAAGAACCGGAUUCCAUUUAUUUAGGUUAUGUGACGCCAUCACAAGGAACGGCUGAAAGCAUUGAAAUGUCGAUAAACGCACUUCUUUCAGCUAAAAAUAUUGGCACAGAUGAUCUCCUAUUGGAUGCGAUGGAACAGUAA
Molecule: messenger RNA, 918 nt
Organism: Helobdella robusta
Lineage: Eukaryota; Metazoa; Annelida; Clitellata; Rhynchobdellida; Glossiphoniidae
Exons: 2
Coding region: 1-918 (305 amino acids)
Source: RefSeq, a predicted model, not a curated record